AUGCUGGGGGUUCAACUAGUAGCGAUGCUUGUACUGCUAUUACUACCGUGCUAUGCAGCAGUGGAAGUUGGAAAAAUCAUUCAAGUCAGUGGAUCGAACGCUGUCCAGAUCAACUCUCUCGUUUCACAGCGUCGACAUGAGCUGAACUCACUCAAAGAUAAAAUCAAAGGAUCAUCUAAAGGGUUCUUUAGGUCAAGUGGAAUCUCAAGUUCUCAGAGGAAAGAACUUGACAACGCAUUCGAAAACCUGCAGUCUGCAGUUAACGACUAUCUCAUUUGCAACACAUGCCUACGUUACCACUUGAACGAUUAUGUGGAUUUUGAUGAGGUAGAUCAGUCACCAGGUGGUUAUAAGGGUGUCAUGGUGGCGAUUAAUAUACGUUUUCAAGGUGAGCCAGAUCACAAAAUUCAGAUGCUUAAUCUUAACGUUAUGGAUCGCGACAUGAAUACAUUGAGAAAGAUUAGUGGCAUUCACGAGCAAGCUGUUCAUAUGGCUAUUGACUACUCUGUAUUGACUAAAGAUAGAACAUCCUACUCCAAAGAGUAUAUAGAUAUAUGCUUCGAGAAUCUGAAGGUGGAUCGGUCGUGGAACUCAAAACCAAGAGAGAUCGAUGCCGACAUGUCGAUCGAAUUUGGUAUGCCAUCAAUAGCUUCCAUCUAUAAGAAAUCCUCCGAAAAAAUCGGUAAGAUUCAGAAGAAACUCCUGAGAGCUGAUACAGAAUUGGAAGCUAUCGUUAAACAAACACUAUUUACUAGGGCCAAUGCUGAUAACGCACUCCGUGAUAUCAACGAGGACACUUAUGCCAAGCAAACAAUUCUUUGUACUGCCACAAUCGUUGUCUAUAUAAUAGCUAGCCUUUGCCAAACACUUUGGCUGAAAAGGUACUUGAGAGUUCACAAUUACCUAUAG
Messenger RNA from Brettanomyces nanus, 909 nucleotides. RefSeq lists its product as uncharacterized. The transcript has a single exon. Lineage: Eukaryota; Fungi; Ascomycota; Pichiomycetes; Pichiales; Pichiaceae. Bases 1 to 909 code for a protein of 302 amino acids. The record is from RefSeq and is a predicted model, not a curated record.